Molecule: messenger RNA, 2034 nt
Organism: Chenopodium quinoa (quinoa)
Lineage: Eukaryota; Viridiplantae; Streptophyta; Magnoliopsida; Caryophyllales; Amaranthaceae
Product: protein NUCLEAR FUSION DEFECTIVE 4-like
Exons: 2
Coding region: 135-1724 (529 amino acids)
Biological process (GO): transmembrane transport
Cellular component (GO): membrane
Molecular function (GO): transmembrane transporter activity
Source: RefSeq, a predicted model, not a curated record
UCUCAACAUUAUUGCACAACGUCCAUAAAUAUUGAUUAUAUUCCAUGCAGCAUACUUACCAAAAUAAGUAUUUUCCAUUUUCAUCCAUCAUAUCCUAAACAUAAAUUAAUCUAAGUAGAAAUUAAUUAAUUGCCAUGGAAAGCUCUGGGAUUAGUAGGUACAACAGUAGAUGGAUAGCAUUAGUUUCAAGCAUAUGGAUAGAAGCAUUACUAGGUGGUAUAUACACAUUUAGCAUAUAUUCCCCUGUACUAAAAUCCUCCCAAUCCUAUGAUCAGUCCACCCUCAACACCGUCUCGGUCUUCAAAGACAUCGGCUCUACUUCCGGAGUUCUCUCCGGCCUCCUCUACACUGCAGCGUCCUCAAGGUAUAGCAUACCAUGGGUGGUACACGUGUUGGGGGCGGCCGAGGGGUUCUUGGGUUACUUCUUCAUGUGGUUAGCUGUGGUUGGAGUCAUCCCUCGGCCACCCGUGCCUCUUAUGUGUUUAUUUAUGUUUGUCGCUGCUCAUUUUUUAACAUUCUUUAAUACUUGGAAUGUUAUUACGUCUAUCCAGAAUUUCCCUGAAUGUAGUAGUACAGUUAUAGGGCUUAUGAAGGGUUUUCUAGGACUAAGUGGAGCAAUUUUAAUCCAAAUAUAUAAAGCAUUUUUCAAUGGCAAUCCAAGUACAUACAUACUAAUGCUUGCAUUAUUGCCAAGUAUAGUCUCAUUAUCACUCAUAUAUUUUGUGAGACAAUGCCCUGACAAAACAGUUCAGAACAAGAACCCCCUGAAUGCUAUGUCCAUAGUCUCUAUACUUCUUGCUACAUAUCUAAUGAUCAUCAUUGUAAUGGAAGCCAUUUUCGUGUUCCCACAUUGGGCGCGCUUUCUUUCGUUUGUAUUCCUUUUAUCAUUUCUCUCUAUGCCUCUAAAAGUCGCUACAGAAGCUAACAACGAGGAGAAUUCACACCCACUGCUCGUAGAAGACGAUGCAUUUUCACCCUGUGAUGAUGCUGAUCCUAAUGAACCUGAGAAGAGCCUUGUGGGUGAAGAAGUUGUCGAGUUGUGUCAUGAAAACAUGAACCUCUUGGAAGCUAUGGGAAGCUUCAACUUCUGGCUUUUGUUUCUUGUUACGUUAUGUGGAAUGGGGUCGGGACUUGCCACCAUAAACAAUAUGAGUCAGUUAGGAGAAUCUCUUGGUUAUGAUACAACCAAGACUAAUACUUUGGUUUCCCUAUGGUCGAUAUGGAACUUCUUUGGUCGUUUAGGAGCAGGUUAUACAUCUGAUAUCCUGCUACGUCAAAGGGGAUGGGCUAGGCCGUUAGUCAUGGCAAUCGCGCUAGGAGCCAUGACUGCAGGACAUUUGAUCAUCAGUUCUGGUUUUGUUGGAAAUUUGUACAUAGGAACAAUCUUGGUGGGGAUAUGUUAUGGUGCAUUGUGGAGUUUGAUGCCUACUAUAGCUUCAGAAAUAUUCGGUGUUUUGCAUCUGGGAACCAUUUACAAUGCCAUUGGUAUAGCAAAUCCUUUGGGAACUUAUGUUCUCUCUGUUUGGGUGAUUGGGCAUAUUUACGACAAAGAAGCAGCAGAGCAAAAUACUUGUCUUGGUGUUCAUUGCUUCAUGGUAUCAUUCUUUGCAUUGGCAUUUGUAAGCUUAUUGGGAUUUCUUGUUGCUCUCACGUUGUUCUUUCGAACAAGGGUGUUUUAUAGGUCUGUUGUGCUAAGAAAACUAAACCGUUCUCUAAAUAGAUAACAAAAGGCAACCACCAUUGCUUUUGCCAAGAAUCGACUCCUCCAUUUCAUAAGUUGUGCAUUAACAAGUACGGACAUUUUUAGAAAGAGAUGACUAUGAAGAACAAUUCUCAAGUAUACCUCAAGCUUGUGUGGACACGUACACAUUCAAUCAUAAGCACUUCGUAUUUUUGUAAAUUACUAUUGCUUAUUGUUCUCUUGAGAAAUAAUCAAUUAUGAGUACAAUUAAAUAUAAUUAUGUAUGCUUCACGAUAGCUAAUUUAUAGAUUAAGUGUACAGCUAGCAGAUCUAAAAGCAUGACUCUAAAUAGU